CAACCGAUGCUGCUAUAAUGGGAGCUCUUAUUAAAGUAAAAAACGACGGGCAAGUUUUACAAGCGCCCUUUGAUGCCUUUAAAUUCCCCACUUCAGAAAUAGUUCAAUUUAAAGCACUGGUAACUCCUUGUCUUCCCAACUGUCAACCCGCUAUGUGCAACGUGGCCAACUUCGAAGGAAUUAAUCACCGCGAGCAAUCGUACGGCAAGAGAAGAAAACGAAAAGCAGAAGAAUCCGAAGAUUUAGUUGUUGUACAGACGGUCAGAAUAGUUGACAAAUUUGGUUUUGAACGAAAUGAAAAAAGAUUUGAUGAUGAGGAUAAGUCCAAUACGGGAAAUCAAGGUAAAAUAUUUUCCUGAUUACAUUUUAAAAUAGAAAAAUCAGAUAGACUUAAUUUACUAACUUUUAAAAAGAUUUUUUGCUAUAAUAUUUUUCACGAAAUUUAUUAUAUUCUUUAUUGCGCGAAAUACAAUAUAGAGGUCUUCUUUGUGUCUUGCUACAGAGAAACGGCCUCUGAUUAUUCUCUUUAGUCUUUGCCAUAAGUUUUUUCUUAGUCUGCAAGAGGCCAACUCAUUCCUCUUAUGAGAUCCUAAUAAGUAAUACAUUGCACUUUUCGUCAUUAUUUUCGUAAAAUGCACUUAAUUUAUUC
Messenger RNA from Centruroides sculpturatus (bark scorpion), 649 nucleotides. RefSeq lists its product as uncharacterized. The transcript is spliced from 2 exons. NCBI's taxonomy places the organism in Eukaryota, Metazoa, Arthropoda, Arachnida, Scorpiones, Buthidae. Bases 18 to 359 code for a protein of 113 amino acids. The record is from RefSeq and is a predicted model, not a curated record.